GUGGUUGAAACGCCAGCCUUCUGCGCACCCAGUAUUCGCCUGUAGGCUCCUCGUGCCAGCAGAAAGACGUCUCCUAUCGGUUGCGCCCCGAAGUCGUAUACCACAAGCCUUGUCCCAUAGCCUGCACCCCACAAGGGGCACUCCGCGAGCGUCAGGAGAAAGCCAAUCUUUGGGGUCCGCGCCCGCCCCCGUGGCCCCCAGGAAGACUCCGGAGGCCUCGCCGCCCCGUCCGCAGCUCAGAGCUUCGGCCCGCCUGCGCUGGCCCGCCUGGCAUGGCCGAGGGCCAGGACCGCUCUGCCCGGCUCGACCACCUGACGGGAGCGCGGGCCCUCUGUGCCAUAUGGAUCGUGUGCUGCCACUUCGUGCCGCCCGAGCCCGCAGGCCCGCUGGCGGCGGCCAGGAACCGCGGGAACGCGGGCGUUUGCUUCUUCGUCGUGCUCAGCGGCUUCAUCACCCAGGAGGUGGGUCUACGCCGCGAAGGCCGCGGCGGGCGCAGAGCAGGUCCUCGCCUACCUCGCCCGGCGGGUGUGCCGGGUCCUGCUGACCACCUGGGUGGCUAUGUUCUGCGGGCUGCUGGUGGUCCUGGUGCAGCGCCGGGCGAGGGAGCACCUGCUCCCGGAUGGCGCCUACCUGGCGCGGUGCUUCCUGCUCGUGGAGCCGUGGGUCGACCCCUUCCACUGGUGCCCCAACGGCCAGACGUGGACGGUCGCGGCGCUGCUGCCCUCCUGGCUCCUCUUCCCCCUGACGUGCCGCGCGCUGGCCGCCGCCGAGCUGCGGGGCGGGGCGGGCGGGCUGCUGCUGCUGGCCGCGCUCCUCUGGUUCGCGUCCGCCGGGCCGCUGCUGGCGCUCUUCCUGCUCCAGGGCAUGUGGGUCACGGGCGACCAUCCAUGUGGGGCUACAUCUGGCCCCCCUCCCAGCUCGCAGACUUCGCUGUCGGGGCCGCGUGCGCCGCGCUCGCGCGGCGCUGCAGCGCCGCCGGCCUCCCCCACGGGCGGUGCGGCGUUGUCGCUCACGCGGCCCUCGCAGACGCAUCCGCCGUGGUCGCGGCCGCGCUCGUGCUGGCGGUGCCCAGCGGUGGCGAGCGGGAGGGCUGGGAGGCCCUGUUCAGUCACGGCCUCACGCCUCUGUACGCGGCCUUCCUGUUCGGGUCGUGCGCGCGCGGCAGCGCGGGCCUGGCCGCGUCGCUGCUGAGCCACGGGGCGCUGGUGGGGCUGGGGGAGUACAGCCUGGAGGCUUACCUCUUCCAGUGGCCCAUGCACGAGGUCUUCGUCGCCCUCGGCGACGUCACGGGCGCGUUCAGCAUGAGGCAGCGGGUGAACGACAACGCCUGCGGGUUCCUCGCCUUCGCGGUGUGCCUGUGGAUCUUCUCCGCCGCCUACGCGGAGUUUGUGGAGGCGCCCCUCGUGCGCUGGCUGCGCGGGCCGGGCGACGACGCCGCGGGCCAGCGCACCUCCUACGGCCUCCUCGGGGCGCAGACGCCCACGCAGGCCGAGCGCGGCGGCGAGGCCGCGGCGGCCGGUUAGCUGUCGAGGGGAGCUGGCGGCGUGACGGGGCGGGCGAGCUUUGCAGGCGGCGGCGGCCGCCGCCCAAGGCGGCAAAGGCGGCGGCAAGGCCUCGUCGUCGGCGCGGAAGAAGGUUUUUGGAGGCUUUCGGAGGCCGUGGGAGGCCUCGGCGCGGUCGACCGGGGGAUCUGCGAUGGCGGUCCUCGGCUAGACGAGCGUUUUUUUUCCUGGGCGGUAUCCAGAGUUACCCAGGGGUGGGAGGGGCGUGUACGUCUCUUUGCAGCCAGAGCGGGCAUUUUCCAACCAGCAUUGGUUUUCCAGGAAGGUCGUCUUACAACCAGGAAAGGCAUUUUCUAACCACGCAACUAAAGUCAAUUUAAACAGGGUUUUCAUCUAAUUGCAGUUCUCCGUCGCCCCGCAUAAGGAACGCAUUUUGCUGCCUGACGCGUGUUGAUUGUACAGUGAUUCGUCCUGGAUGAGUUGCAAACUCAGAGGUCUGGUUGCGAAGGAACUUGCCACAUGGAGUGAGACGGCGAAGUGUAGGAGCAAAGAGAAUAAGCAA
Molecule: messenger RNA, 2064 nt
Organism: Prorocentrum cordatum
Lineage: Eukaryota; Dinophyceae; Prorocentrales; Prorocentraceae
Source: the annotation of a GenBank genome assembly